AUGGCAAAAUUAACAGCAAUUAUUGUUAUUGCAAUCUCUGUUGGUAUCUGGGCUGUGUUAUGGAGAGAUAGCUUUGAUCCUGAGGUUCUCUCAGGUGCCCGUAUACUGUUGACCGGAGCCAGUAAAGGAAUUGGUGAGCAGAUGGCAUAACACUACGCCAGGUUUGGUGGUGAACUUGUGAUAACUGCACGAAAUAAAACUCUGCUGAAACAAGUGGAGGAAAGUUGUCUGCAACUAGGUGCUAAGAAAGUCUACUCAUUCUCUGCUGAUAUGUCUGAUCCAAAGAGCGCAGAUCGAGUGGUGCAAUUCACCCUGGAGAAGCUAGGUUCUCUGGACUAUUUGGUUUUGAAUCACAUUGGAUAUGAUCCUUUUGACAUGUGGAAUAGGAAUACUGAGCAAACAAGCAGACUGAUUCAGGUGAAUUUCCUGAGCUAUGUCCAGCUGACAGUUGCUGCACUGCCUGCAUUAACCAAAACCAAUGGAUCGAUUAUUGUCGUCUCCUCCCUUUGUGGCAAGAUUUCCUUCCCUUAUGCAGUUUCAUACUUGGCCUCUAAGUUUGCUCUGGAUGGAUUCUUCAGCUCCCUGCGCCUCGAGCUCGCGAUGCAGAAGAAGAAUGUAUCGAUCACUCUGUGCAUCCUCGGACUGAUCGACACUGAGUCAGCCAUGGAGAAAAUCAGAGCCCAGAGAAUUUCAACAAUGAGUCCUUAUCCUGUGUCAGAAACAGCAUUGAACAUUAUCAAGGGAGGAGCUGUAAGAGCGCAGGAGAUAUAUUGCCCAUGGUGGAUGAAGCCGAUUGUGUUUACCCGAGAUUGGUUCACUGAACUGAAGAAUAAGAUGAUUUACUAUAUGUACCCGGAAAAAGAUGGACAAUAACUAUCACCAUUGUGUGUUGCUGAGCCAUAGACCCGCCAUAUGGAAAUUAAUGGAAUUUACAACAAAAACUAGGGCAAAUGACCAGUAUAUUCAAGUGUCAUGUACUGUCAUUGCAAACAAGUAGCUCGAAACAAAUUUCUAAUAAUUUAAUUUGUUUUUCCUAACAGCGUGAAUUUUUAAAAAAUAGCUUAAACUUUAUCUCCAGUGGUUUUAAUCUAUUCUCAAUACAUUCCCAUACUCCACUAUGUUAUGAACACAGUGGUAGAACAUCAUUGGGGAUGGUGCU
Mobula hypostoma (lesser devil ray) is the source of this 1159-nucleotide messenger RNA. Its product is annotated as hydroxysteroid 11-beta-dehydrogenase 1-like protein. The record is from RefSeq and is a predicted model, not a curated record. Gene Ontology annotation, cellular component: intracellular membrane-bounded organelle. Gene Ontology annotation, molecular function: oxidoreductase activity. NCBI's taxonomy places the organism in Eukaryota, Metazoa, Chordata, Chondrichthyes, Myliobatiformes, Myliobatidae. The transcript has 7 exons.